AUGGACUCUCCCCCUCCUCCUCACAGUUACUACUCAAUCUCUUCUGACCACUCCCCUACCCAAUCAUUUGAUGAGGACGGUGAUUCGUUCACCUCCUUUGGCUCCAUUCGAACUCCUCCCCGUUUGAGAGAGAUGAUCCGUUCAAUCUUCGACGGUACUCUCAACUCGCCCAUCCGUUCCUUUCCAGAUUCUGAUUACGACGAUGCCGGCUCUCCUCUCGAAAGAGUGACCGAUCACCUCCCCGCGGCGAUCGUCGCGGAAGGUCUUAACGAAGGCGAAACCUUUGGCGAUCGUCGAGCUCACUUAUUAGCUUUGAUCACCCCUCCGACGUCCGAUGGAGCACCUAUGAUGUACUCGUCUGAUCAAGAUGGCGAGUACGAACUUGACGAUUCGACCACGGCGUCUAACCAAGACGUUGAACCUGACCAUCCACCCGUUAUCGUUGGAUCAGACGAUCCAAACGGCUUCCGCUAUCUUCCUGCUACUACGAAUGGCGAAACCUUUGGGGACCGCCGCGACCGUCUGCUGGCCGCGCUUGCACCCUCAAUCCCUGGUGGCACCUCUGCUGCGUACUCGUCCGUCCAAGACGAAGAGUAUGAGCUCGACGACUCUAUCGCCGCCGCUACCGCAGGUGUUGAUCCCGACUAUCAACCUUUAGAUGUUGCAGAGGCUGUCGGGUCCCCUGACCCGAAUGAAAGCACGGUAUUCCUCAUAGACCCUAGCUUACAGGUCCCAUCCAACACCGAUGACCGAGAUGAUAUAGACUCUGUCUUUUCCUUGCUUGAUCCCGAUGAGGAUCCAAAGGAUACUACUUAUGUCCCCCCUAAGAAGAGCAAAAAGGCCUACUCCGGUAAAACCCGCUUUUCUGGAUCCUUUUUAGCCAAGCAAAAUCCUGCCUUUGUUCGCCCAAGAGACUCGAAAGGUCGUUUUGUAUCCCUCCGAUCUAAAAAUUUAGGCAAGCUGAAGGCUGCUAGCGUCGAUGACCAGCCCCCCCAGUCAUCGUCAUCUUCCACUUCUCUUCCCCGAGCUGUGGUGGAUUCCGGUCAUCCUCACCUAACCGAAACGGCCCUGAACACUUUCCUCAAUACCGUAUUAAUGUCCCCCGAUGAAGCUUUUCCUUUAUCUUUUCAUCUUCCUGACCCGUUUGCGGCUCACUUCUCUCUUGCUGGCCCUUCCGUUUUGGGGACUAAUCCCUUCAUUCCUCCUACCCCGUUUAUACAUAUGCGUCCUGAUGAUCCUCGUCUUCAAUUCCGAACCUCUUUUGUUGAUCUCCUCCGGGUCAUUGUGCCCUUCCUUUCCAACUUCACCCCUUCCCCUGAUAAUCAUGAAAACUUUAAGUUACUUAACCAUGCAGUGGUUGCUGCACAAGACUGGUACAUCCGGUCACAUCACUUAUACCCUGAUGUGGCAGACCAUCAGUUACAGUUUGAUCAGUACUAG
Messenger RNA from Puccinia graminis f. sp. tritici CRL 75-36-700-3, 1440 nucleotides. RefSeq lists its product as uncharacterized. The transcript has 10 exons. The record is from RefSeq and is a predicted model, not a curated record. The coding region runs from base 1 to 1440 and encodes 479 amino acids. NCBI's taxonomy places the organism in Eukaryota, Fungi, Basidiomycota, Pucciniomycetes, Pucciniales, Pucciniaceae.